GAGCGUGAUUGGGCUAUGCAGCUGCAGAAACAUUGAAGCAAAGGAAUCACAUAGACCUGUCUACCCACACAGCUCAGAGAGAGAGGAGGGGGAGCAGCUCUUCCUGAGGGAUCGCUCAUUUACUGCAGAAAGAACAUUAAAAAAGACGUCUUUCCAUCUCAGCCGGUGUAGGAUUUAAUUUUGGAGUCUUUCUUCUACGAUGCAGAAAGAGAGCACAAUGGAGUUCCUCUCCCGCCCUCACAGCAUCCGCAUCUCGGAGGUGACGUGCGACUCUUUUAGGAUCGACUGGGCGGCCGAGCCGGGGGACUCUGGCAGAGUGACGCACUACUUCAUCGACCUCAGCAGGAAGGAGGCGCGGGACCCCAACCGCUUCAAACACAAGGACGUCCCGACGAAGCUGGUGACAAAGGCGGUGCCUCUGCCCAUGACAGUUCGCGGGCACUGGUUCCUGAGCCCGCGCACCGAGUACAGCGUGGCCGUGCAGACAGCGGUCAAGCAGCCUGACGGAGAGUACCUGGUGUCCGAAUGGAGCGAGGUCAUCGAGUUCUGUACCGGAGACUACUCCACUGCUCACCUGCAGCAGCUCCAGCUCAAGGCUGGCUCCAUCGCAGGGAGGCUGCGCCCGUUUACAGUGUUCUACCGGAACCAGACCCAGGAGUACUUCCAGCACAUCAGGCUGCAGUGUGGCGGUGUGAUGCCCCCCGCCCUGAAGGACAGCAGUGGCAGCGUGGGUUCUCCCAUCAACGGGGCGCUGAGCGGGGUCUUCUUCAGCUGCAAUACGGAGUUCGACACAGGACUGCCCCCCAACGACUCCCCCUACGGGGCCAUGCGCUUCCAGAUCCCGGCCGGCCGGCUCUUCAGCCCCAACACGCGCCUCUACUUCGCCGAUUUCUAUUGCAUGUACACUCCCUACCAUUAUGUGGUGCUGGUGCUGGCCCCGGGCGGCUCGGAGGGGGACUGCUUCUGCCAGGACCGCCUCCCUGAGCUCGACCCCGCCCACAACCCCUUCCUGACCCGCACCCAGCAGGAAGGGGCGGAGCCAGUGUACAGCCACACCCACGACGUGAUCCUGGAGGUGGUGCUUGCGGCACCCGUGGCUCUGGCCCACGGCAUGCUGGGAGAGAUCAGCGGGCACAUGCUGAUGAGUCAGACGACCGCCAACGCCAAGAAGGACCCCAGCUGCAAGACCUGCAACAUCAGCGUGGGCCGCUGAGCAUGCUGGGAGUCACGUCAACUAGCUGCCCCAUAUUGAUCAAACACUCACUAUAGUUUAUUUUAUAUUCCUUCCAGAAAUUAUCAGUGGAGGAACCAGCUUGGUCAAAACGCAGACGGCUGCGUUUGAGUGAUUUAAAGACACAGCUCUGAAGCCACUGAAAACCCUCUUACCUCUCGUUCUCUGUACAGUGUCAUCACCGCUCCACCAAUCAAUGUCACGAUGAACUUGUGCUUUAUUAUAGUCACUUUGUCUGUAAUUCAGGCUUCAGCUGCUGAAACUCAAGAAAGGUUUGGACGCUAUCUACAGCCGCGGCCAACAGUUUUGCAUCACCUAGAAUUGCAUGUAU
Molecule: messenger RNA, 1562 nt
Organism: Polyodon spathula (Mississippi paddlefish)
Lineage: Eukaryota; Metazoa; Chordata; Actinopteri; Acipenseriformes; Polyodontidae
Product: phytanoyl-CoA hydroxylase-interacting protein-like
Exons: 5
Coding region: 200-1213 (337 amino acids)
Cellular component (GO): cytoplasm
Molecular function (GO): protein binding
Source: RefSeq, a predicted model, not a curated record